Messenger RNA from Contarinia nasturtii (swede midge), 905 nucleotides. It is a transcript of the gene Pfdn5, whose product is annotated as probable prefoldin subunit 5. Gene Ontology annotation, cellular component: cytoplasm; prefoldin complex. Bases 138 to 620 code for a protein of 160 amino acids. Gene Ontology annotation, biological process: protein folding; regulation of DNA-templated transcription. The transcript is spliced from 2 exons. Lineage: Eukaryota; Metazoa; Arthropoda; Insecta; Diptera; Cecidomyiidae. The record is from RefSeq and is a predicted model, not a curated record.
AAGCGACCACAUUUUAUGUCAAAACACGCUAUUCGGUGCAUUUUAUUUAAGUGAAUGUAAAAGUUAUACAUUUUUUUUUUCGUCUAAACAAAAGAUAUUAUUAGUUAAAUCGCAGAUUCAUAUAAAAUAUCAAAAAAAUGUCAUCGGAACCGACACAAGAAGUGUGUCAAAUCGACUUGACCAAACUCAAUUUACAGCAAUUGCAGCAGUUGAAAAAUGAAUUCGAAUCGGAAUUGAAUGUGUUUCAAGAUUCACUGCAAACACUUAAAAUAGCUAAAACAAAAUUUGAUGGUUCAAAAGAAGCACUGGAACAAAUAAACGAAACCUGGACGGAUAAGGAAAUUUUGGUACCAUUGACGGGUAGCAUGUAUGUGAAGGGAGUCGUGAAUAAUAUCGAUAAAUUCAUAAUUGACAUCGGUACCGGUUACUAUGUGGAAAAAGAUAUAACCGCAUCAAAAGAUUACUUUAAACGGAAAGUCGAUUAUGUGCAGGAGCAAAUGGAUAAAAUUGAUAUGCUCGGUCGUCAAAAAUCAAAAGUUUUGAAUGGCGUCAUUGAUGUGAUUGAAAUGAAAAUUGCCGCCCUCCAAGCACAAGCUCAACAAGCCGCCGCCGCAAAAUAAACUUUUGCAUCGUUCACACAAACACCCAUACACAUCCGCAAUUAAUUUUUUUUUUGUUGUUAUUUCGUAUAUUGCCUAAUUUGUAAUCAAGUUUAGUUUUUUACGAUUUGUUUUUUACUUUACAAUAGAAAAUUGAUUGCCACUUGAUACACUCACAAUUUAAAUACAAUUUUAAGCAUCAGCUUUCUUGAGACAAAUAGCAUUUAAUACAAUCAAUAUAAAAAAAGCGGAUCUAUUUAACUCAUUUGAAAUAAUAAAAAAAGAGUAAAACAACAAAAAAAUCCA